CUUGCUUUAAACCACUAAAUUCCCAUUUAACACAAAUCCCUCCUAAUUCCCCCAAAUUCGAAAAUCAUUCUAUCUUUUUUCUUUUCACAGUUAAUCAAAUCUUUUACACAAUUCUUUCAACAAUGGAAACCCCAAUUUCAUCAAGAAGGAUCACAAGAUCACAAGCAAAACUCAUGAAUUCCGAACCCGUUUCAUCAAGAACUGAGAAUGAAGGAUCUUUGAUGGGUGGUGGAUUAAAAUCAAGAAAAAAUCAAGAAAAAGAAAAACCGGCUUUGAUUGAUAUAACUAACGGUUCACCUAUUGUUGGGCUUGCAAUGGGGAGUUUAAAGACUCCUUCAUCGAGAUGUUCGAAAAAAAGAAUGAUGAUUCCGAGUAGUGAAUCGAAAAAGACUCCCGGAUCUGGUGAGUCUAUAUUGAGAGGUCAAGUGAAAACCCUUUUGCAGAAAGUUGAAGAGGAAAGUAUGAUUUCCAAGAUCUGUUUUGAACCAAAUUCUUUGAUUUGUAACCGGUUUUUGAACUCUCCCAUGGCGGUUUUCGCCCCAACGCCUGCUAAUACGCCUCAAGUUUAUGACUUUUCGAUUAAGAACAACAAGGGUUUGGAGUCUUUUACUGUUUCUCCUGUUGCAGAAAACUUUAAUUUCACUCAGAUGCUUAAUGAGAUAAUUACUGGACCGAAUCAAGAAGACAAAAGCAAAAGUGACACUAAAGAAAAGGAUGUGAUAACGAGGUCUUUGUUCAUGGACUUUUCUGAGAAAUCAGAGGCCUCUGACUCGUCUUUAUGGUCAGUUCAAGUGAAUGCAAGCACAAGUGAAGAAGAAUAUAAAGAUGAUGCUGACACUAAGGAGGAUUAUGAAGAUGGUGAUGAUGUGGUGGUAGAUGAAUUAUGUGAAGGAAUUAGCAAGAUGAGUGUCGGUAAACAUACACGGUUUGUGUACAAUAGUGAUGGGGAACUGGAAGGAGAGUUGGAGUCAUCGUCAUCCUCGUCUAAGAGUGUAUCAGGGGUUUUGUGUUUAAAGGGCUUGCCGAUACCAGAAGGGAAGCAUUUGAGGUUUGCAGAAGAAGAGUGACUUGAGAAGAAAGUGGGGCUUUUGAAGUUUUUAGAAUAAGAUGUUGAUUGCUUUUGAUGGUUGUCUUUCUUGUGACACCAAAUAUUGGUUUAGUGUAGUUUUUCCUAGAAGGGUUCAAACUGAAUGUUUAUUGUGUUGUAUGGAAGGGAGUUUGUUUUGGUUUCA
Erigeron canadensis is the source of this 1232-nucleotide messenger RNA. RefSeq lists its product as uncharacterized. The transcript has 3 exons. Bases 123 to 1067 code for a protein of 314 amino acids. The record is from RefSeq and is a predicted model, not a curated record. NCBI's taxonomy places the organism in Eukaryota, Viridiplantae, Streptophyta, Magnoliopsida, Asterales, Asteraceae.